Notodromas monacha is the source of this 774-nucleotide messenger RNA. The record is from the annotation of a GenBank genome assembly. Lineage: Eukaryota; Metazoa; Arthropoda; Ostracoda; Podocopida; Cyprididae.
AUGUCUUCCUACUUUUUUAUUAUUUUUUUGUGCGAUUUUCGCCUGCUGGGGGGCCUGGCGCAGUUGUUGUACGCGUUGCUCAGCACAGCAGCGUUGGUGGCGGCUGCGAACGGCGCCGCUCAGCGCCAACCGCACGAAGCCUAUUCGGCGGACCAGCUGCGCCAACAGGCUGAGCUCCAGCAGCGCCAGCAGCAGCACCAGGACGUGUUCUCGGCUGCGGACCGACAGCAGCGACAGCUAGGUGACCGGUCGCCGCAGGGCUUUCUGGGCAGCGGCGCGUUUCCCGGGACAGGUGUCGCUGCUGGCGCGGGCGGCAUCCCGUUGAGCUCCGCCAUCGAUGCCGCCAGUUCUCGUCAACAGCAACAACCAGCACAGCAGAGCGAUCGUCGACAGGCUCUUUACUAUGAUCCGUAUUCCGGGAAUCCCCCACCACCGCCGCCGCUGUCGGGGCCAGCAGACGGCGGAUAUCCGGUCUACGACUUUGGGUACUCUGUCUCCGAUCCCAACGCCCAACUCCACCAGACCCGCCAAGAAACCCGCGACGGAGACAGGGUCACGGGCUCUUACUCAUACGUGGACCCGAACGGGUCACUCAUGCGCGUCACCUAUGAGGCGGACGCGCUGAAUGGCUACCGGGCUCGCGUAGAGACAGUGCAGCCGCCUCUGGCGUCGCCGGUAGUACCGAGAUUCCCGUUGCGUGGCUUGAGGCGACUUAAUCGACACGAUGCUCGCAGAGACGACGCUCAGCUUAGUAGCGACAGGCGCAAUUAUCAC